CGUCAGCUGUCGUGGUGCUCGAUGGUGGUGGUGGUGAGUUUCGAUCCUGACUUCCUCGUCGCCUUCGCCGAGUGGUCUCUGAAGGGACGGUUGCUGGUGUGGACCACAAAACUGGUGGUGGUGACCCGCCUGACAGUUCAGCAGCUCCAGGCCCUUCUGCCUGCUCAUUGGACUUUCUCCAUGAUGAACACAGUCUUCCUCAACAUAGAGGGCAAUGCUGACCAGCCCCGGUGCGGCAUGUAUACGUACUUGCCAUACAGCCCGAAUGGCUCCCAGGUUAUCAAGAUCGCUUUCUGGACACCAGCUCACGGAUUCAAACGUCUCUCUCCCGUCUCCUUUUUCCAAGAAAAAUUUGAAAAUUUCCACGGCGCUAAAGUGAACGUGACAUCUGGACCCUACAUGCCUUACUGGGACGAAGAAAAGGUUAUGGGAACUGAUGGUUCCGAGACAACUGUAUUUCGUGGUUCUGACUACCGCAUGUUUGAAGCCAUUGCCUCGGUGCUUAACUUUACUUUCCGGCUGCUCCCAACAUCUUCCUGGAUGGAGGUGACAAAACGGGUGGAAGAGCGGGUGUCACUGAUCGCCCCCAUUAUUUACGUGCUGCUCCCCGAACAAGUCAAAAGAUAUGACUUUACCUACGUUUAUGAAAAUGCUUUUUUGUCCUUUGCCAUGGCUAAACCUGAGCUGGAGCCUCGAUGGAAGAGUAUUUAUUAUCCUCUGACUACUGAAGUGUGGAUAGGAGUGAUUGGGCAUGUCGUCUUCUUUCCAUUCCUUUUGUGGCAGCUCAUCCGUGCUGGACAUGGUAGGCACACAAACGUGGGCGUGGGAAUGGUGUUCCAAGACACAGCGGGGAUGCUGCUCGGCCAGAACCUUCCUCGAAGAUUGUUCUAUACCUCCUCCAGCAGGGUUCUGGUGGCUGCUUGGCUGGUGUUCUCUCUAAUCCUCGGGUUUGCGUACCGCGGCAACCUGACUGCCUCUCUCACCCUUCCCAACUAUCCACCGCGCCCAGAGAUACUCAAAGAAAUCGUCGACCAUGUUGACAAGGUGACAAUGCCUAGUUAUGGAGAAAAACACCACAAGUUCUACAAGAAAUCAGAGUCUCCAUUGCUUCGAGCUUUGAGCAGCCUUAUGACCACUGGGCCUUCACUAAUGGAUGGUCUCAAGAGGGCACUAGUUCAAAAAAGCGCCCAUCUCGAUCCCAAAAAAUACAUACAAUAUAAAAUCAUGGACGAAUUCACGGAGGUGGACGGGAGCACUCGUUUGUACGUAAGUCGCGGGUCCGUCUUUCCCUCGCCCUGUGGCUGGCCAAUCCCGCACGACGCGCCGUACAAGGCUCAGCUGGAUUGGUUGAUCGUGGCCACCUUGGAGGCUGGCCUCUAUGAUAAAUGGACAGAUGAUUUGAUGAGAGAGACACAGCUCAGGAGUCAGAGGAGACAACGGCAGCUCCAGGCUACAGAUGUGCAGGACCAGACACAAACUAAGGCGGUAAAUGAGGAUGGUUUGCCAACCCUCACCAUUAACCACACGCAGGGCGCCUUCAUCCUCCUCCUGCUGAGUCUCGUCUUUAGCACACUCGUAUUUUCCACUGAAUUACUGUAUAAAACUUAAGUUAAUAAUAACAAUCAAUGACCUUAAAUCACUAAUUGCUAUAUCUACUCGGGUUAACGGUUGCCAUAUGUCAAAUCAAUGUCCUCCGUCCAAGUGUUGAUUCACAAUGGAAGCCGUAUGUAAAAAUGUAAAGAAAAUAAAGAAAAAUCAACGCCCUUGAAAUAA
Portunus trituberculatus (swimming crab) is the source of this 1773-nucleotide messenger RNA. RefSeq lists its product as uncharacterized. Gene Ontology annotation, cellular component: membrane. NCBI's taxonomy places the organism in Eukaryota, Metazoa, Arthropoda, Malacostraca, Decapoda, Portunidae. The transcript has 8 exons. Gene Ontology annotation, molecular function: ligand-gated monoatomic ion channel activity. The record is from RefSeq and is a predicted model, not a curated record. Bases 22 to 1608 code for a protein of 528 amino acids.